Messenger RNA from Drosophila ficusphila, 2009 nucleotides. RefSeq names its product synaptic vesicular amine transporter (gene prt). Gene Ontology annotation, molecular function: serotonin:sodium:chloride symporter activity. Bases 129 to 1892 code for a protein of 587 amino acids. Gene Ontology annotation, cellular component: synaptic vesicle membrane; terminal bouton. The transcript has 6 exons. NCBI's taxonomy places the organism in Eukaryota, Metazoa, Arthropoda, Insecta, Diptera, Drosophilidae. The record is from RefSeq and is a predicted model, not a curated record. Gene Ontology annotation, biological process: transmembrane transport; aminergic neurotransmitter loading into synaptic vesicle.
GCACCACCACCUGUUGUCUCCGAGUAGAUACAUUUCGGGGCAUUGUGUUUGUGGCGCGAAUCCCGUGGCCAUAUGGCAGUCUAAUUUGGCGGUAUUUGUGUGUCGAACUCAUUGAAAUCUCACUUGCCAUGUCGGAGAAAUCCAAUCGCGGUGGAGUCCUCUCCAAGUCGGAGUCGCAAUCGCAAAGCCAGGCGGCUGUCCAGUUGAAUGCCUCCGGCAGACGCAGCUCCAGUCCGUCCGGUGCGAAUGGCUCCUCGAACCGCUGCCUAAUUGCCGUGAUUGUCUAUUUGGCCCUGUUGCUAGAUAACAUGCUGCUGACCGUAAUUGUGCCCAUCCUGCCGGACUAUUUGGCCAGUCUGGAAUUGGAUGCCGCAACGCCAGUGGUUCUUGGUCUGGAGGAUACCACAUCCCCAUCUCCGAAGCUACCCGGCGGUGGCCAUCCGCUGCAGUACAUCUCCAAGCAUCCCAUUCCCGGCAAAUCGAUGGUGAAUUUCACCCUCUUCCAGCUGGCCACAGAAGCAACCACCAGGAGUUUCAGCACCUCAUCAUCGACCGCCUUUUCGUCCACAAAUCGCACCACAGUUGGCCACUCGAGCGGAACUAAUGCAACAGGCAAUGGCAAAGGGAAUGGGAGUGGCAAUGGAAGUGGGAGCAGGAACAGGAUACUACCCACCACCCAGAGCAGCAGCAAGGAGCUGACCUUGAGGCAGGAGAACGGCUCCAUCGGCCUGCUGCUGGCCAUGAAGGCCCUCGUCCAAUUAAUUUUCAAUCCGAUUGUGGGAAACGCAUCCAGCAAGUUCGGCUACCGCCUUCCCAUCGUGGUGGGCACCUUCUUUCUGCUCCUCUCCUCGCUGGUGUUCACCAUUGGAGAAUCCUAUUGGGCCCUCCUGGUGGCACGGGCGAUUCAAGGAGUGGGCUCCGCCUGCAUCAACAUCUGCGGAAUGAGUUUGGUGGCCCAGCAUUAUCCGGAGGAGGCUCGUCGCUCCAAGGUGAUGGGCAUCAUCCUGGGCAGCAUCGCACUGGGAGUGCUGCUCGGCUAUCCCUUCGGUGGAAUUCUCUACGACCUAAUGGGAAAGUCGUCUCCUUUUAUCAUUCUAUCCACACUGAUGUUCUUGAGUCUGGGUCUCCAACUCCUGACCAUGGAUCUUUCCGUUCAACCGGAAGUUGUGGUGGAGGAGACUCCCAAGUGGCGGCCUCUUUUGGAGUGCAAAAUGAUCCUGGCAAUUGUGUUGGCCAUUUGGUUCUCCACCUCGACCAUGGCCAUGUUGGAACCCUGUCUGCCCAUCUGGCUAAUUCAGUAUUUGAAACCGAACAAGUGGCAGUUGGGAGCCGUUUUUAUUCCCGAUUCUGUGGGUUACUUUGUGGGCACUAACUUCUUUGGUAGCAUUGCCUAUAAAUAUGGACAAGUUAAGGUUUCUUGUAUAAGUCUUCUACUGGUGGGAGUGGCCUCCAUUCUGAUACCAAGUGCAACAACGGUUUCCCAACUUUUGAUGCCGCACUUCGCCUUGGGUCUCGGCAUUGGGGUCAUUGAUGCCGCCUUAGUUCCUCUAUUGGCCACCUUUGUGGAUGCCACACUUUCCCAAGAGGAGCAAAGUGAGGGCAGCAGCUCCAUGUCCAGUUACGGAACUGUUUAUGCCAUUCAACAGACAUCGGUUAGCCUGGCAUAUUGUUUAGCUCCCUUGAUUGGAGGUGAGUUGGCUCAGACAUUUGGUUUUGCCUGGCUGAUGCGGAUUGUUGGCAUUUUCAACAUGAUCUAUGGCCCCAUUCUGGUCUACUUGUAUCAGAAAUACGAUCCCAAGGCCCUUCGGGAGCAACAUAAUGAUAUGCUGCUGCAAAGCAGUGGACGUGGAUCUCGAUAUAAGCAGCUCUAUAACUCGAUGGAUGUGGAAUAGGAUAGUCUGUCCAGGUCUCAGAAAUAAAUCUCAAGCACUCUUGAGUGUCCAAAUUAGGCGUUCCUUUGGCUCAUUAAAGCAAUAUAUUUAGAGCUGAUUUUUUGUAAACCAUUUAAA